UUCUUUUUUGCAUGGUGGUUAGUUAUUGACACUGCUGUUGUUUUUACUCCUACUGGAGAUUGGAAUAAUUGGGUUAACUCUGUGUCAAAUCGUGCACUUGAAGGUCUUUAUUCCGAAGAAGGUGUUCUUGGAGCACUCGAAUCUGGCUUAUGUUUGGAUUUAUAGGCAGUUUUGCUUGUAUCAUCGCAGGAAUAUGGAUUAUGUUUGGUGAUUAUGUUCUUCAAAAGAACGACAAUCCUAAAUGGCCAGGUGUUGCUAUCUUCCUUCACACUCUUCUUACCUUCAUUGCUUCUCUCACCUACAAAUUUGGACGAAGUGAAGAGCUUUGGGAUUAG
Messenger RNA from Meloidogyne enterolobii, 335 nucleotides. The record is from the annotation of a GenBank genome assembly. Lineage: Eukaryota; Metazoa; Nematoda; Chromadorea; Rhabditida; Meloidogynidae.